Rhodofomes roseus is the source of this 2266-nucleotide messenger RNA. RefSeq lists its product as uncharacterized. The transcript is spliced from 6 exons. The record is from RefSeq and is a predicted model, not a curated record. Bases 206 to 1936 code for a protein of 576 amino acids. Lineage: Eukaryota; Fungi; Basidiomycota; Agaricomycetes; Polyporales; Fomitopsidaceae.
CAGCGCCCUGGCUGUCCUACUAAUUGGCUGGGAGGCUCGUCCCUACCACCGUCUUCACUCGGCCUCGAGCCCUUCCUCCUCCCUGUCCCACCUUUUCUGCCCGCCGUCACCGGCCUCUGUGCCCUGGCCUGAGACUUUGCUGCAUUCACUGGGCUUUCGUCGUCCGCUUACCUCGGUGCACGCUGCCCUUAGCCAUCUCUAGCCUAUGCUUCCAGCCAUGCAGACGCGCUUAUCUUUCCUGCUGGCCAUAAUAUCCCUCGCAGUUCCUCAAGUCUGCGCAUCUAAUUUUACGUUCUUUUACGGAAAUGCAUCACAAUGCGGAGACUUCGCCAUUACAUGGUCUGGAGGCACGGCACCCUACCAACUCACCCUGAUCCCUUCGUUCAACCGCCCUAUCACGCACUCCAUUCCGACGUCGAGCUACAGCAAUGGCCAAGGAUCCUAUUCGCUGCAACUCCCAGUGAAUUCCAGCCAGCAACUCGUUGCCGUGAUGUCGGAUGCCUCAGGUUUUGGGACAGGCGGGGUCUCGGAGGUCAUGACAGUCGGUGCGGGAAGUUCUGACUGUAAUAGGUCAUGGCAAGCGGUUGACUUCUAUUACGACACCGAUAUGGCUCUCGAUCAAUGCCGGACUUACUCAUUCGCCAACUACACCGGAGCAGUGCAACCUGUCACCAUCACUGGUAUAAUUCCGGGAGGCACGACCUUCGUGCUGAAUCCUCCCACAGGCCCGACUGACUUCGAGUGGAUCGUCGACGUUGCUUCCGGAACGGAGCUCAUGUUCUUUAUGACUGAUUCGAAAGGACGAUCUGGUGGAGCCUCACAGUUGGAUGAAGUCGGUCUGUCUGGCGAUCCAUCCUGUCUUACGGGCGCCUAUCCAUCGUCCUUGUCGGUCCAUCCGUCGGGCACAGCUACGGCAGCUGCUAGUGCCUCAGCGGCUGGUAACACAGGCACGUCGUCCUCGCCAACGGGAGCCAUUGUUGGCGCGGUCGUUGGUGGCGUGGUAGGCCUCGGUCUCGUCGCCGCAGCUGUCUUCCUUUAUCUGCGGAAAGAACGACGCAAAGGGCGUUACGGACAGAACGGCGCACUCCCGUAUCGGGGAACGAGACCAAGGAGCGACGAAGUUGAUCUCGCAGCAGACGGAGGAGAUGACGUACCUCCCCCACAUGUUGUCCAACCUUACCCGUUCUUCAACCCCACCGGGAGCAUCCAUUCGCAAGGGCAACAGUCCAUCCAACCAUACCCGUACUUCAACCCCACCGGCAGCGUUAACUCACAAGGACAGCAGUCCAUCGGCGGUGCGCAAUCGACAGUCAGUCUCAUACGUCCGAUGAGCUACGCUGAGUCGCAAGGCUACGCGCAUCCAGACCAGUACACCCACGGCGUCGCGGUGCACUCGCGUAACAACUCCCUCGUCGACGGCAGAUCCACGUUCGCAGGCACGCAGGCGGGUACACGCUUAAGUGGCAUCUCGAAUCCGCGAACGCUGGCAUCGCAGACGCAAACCUCGCAAACGCCGACCACGCCGACCUCGCAGACGCCGUCGCAGGGCCUCUCAUCUGCGUCCAGGCGAAAAGCUGCUAUGGCGGGCGUCACGCCGUACCAGCCCGCGCCGCCGCGCUUCAUCCUGCAUACGGACGCAGAGGACGUCAUCGAGCUGCCGCCGCAGUACACCUCCCUGCGCAUGCCGUCCGCGCUCACGCAGGCGACGGACUCGGACGAUCGCAGAGCGUCCGGGUCGGGGAACAAGCUCCCGCCCACUUAUCCACCACCACCACUUUCCGUCAACCCAGAGGCCGCCCCACCGGACUCUGCUGGACCACCGUCAAGCAUCAUCGAGGAGGACCACCCCCAUGCAGGUCUGCCGGAGCCCAUGGCACCGUCCUCGGCGCGGUCACCCGCCUCCGCACCGCCGUCGUACGACUCAAGACCAACAUAGCCUGCAUCCCAUCCCGGACAGUGGGAGACAUACACUCACCCACGACUUGCAUAUUUAAAACAAACGGACACUGUUCUGUACCUGUCGCGCGUCCUUCUGCUCCGCUUAUCUCCGUCUGGCAUUCUGGUUCACUUCGUCUUCCGACUUCAAGCUUCAUACCUCACCAGAGUCGUGCGCGGCUCCAUCAUUGGGCCGGUCUUCUAUACUCAUCUAUCAGUACGAUACGUUCCUUGUGUCUUGUCUGUCAUUCAUUUCAUGUGCUAUCUGCUUACGGUAGAUUGUCUGUCUAGGGCAAUGGACCUUAGUCUUCCCCGUGUCGAUGUGGUGCGC